This is a messenger RNA of Fraxinus pennsylvanica, 3945 nucleotides long. The record is from the annotation of a GenBank genome assembly. NCBI's taxonomy places the organism in Eukaryota, Viridiplantae, Streptophyta, Magnoliopsida, Lamiales, Oleaceae.
AUGUCUCGCCAAAUGACGACUUCCGCUUUUCACAAUUCCAAAACCCUCGACAAUAAAUAUAUGCUUGGAGAUGAGAUAGGGAAAGGUGCAUAUGGAAGAGUAUACAAGGGUUUGGAUUUGCAAAAUGGGGACUUUGUUGCAAUCAAGCAAGUCUCUCUUGAGAACAUUGCUCAGGAGGACUUAAACAUUAUUAUGCAAGAGAUUGAUUUGCUCAAGAAUUUAAAUCACAAAAAUAUUGUGAAAUAUCUUGGAUCUUUGAAGACAAAGACUCACCUUCAUAUAAUUCUCGAAUACGUGGAGAAUGGAUCACUCGCUAAUAUUAUCAAGCCCAAUAAAUUUGGCCCUUUUCCGGAGUCCUUGGUGGCCGUAUACAUAGCCCAGGUACUUGAAGGUCUGGUGUAUCUACAUGAACAAGGUGUCAUUCAUCGAGAUAUCAAAGGGGCAAAUAUUUUGACAACAAAAGAGGGACUUGUGAAACUUGCAGAUUUCGGGGUUGCUACAAAACUGACUGAGGCAGAUGUGAAUACACAUUCAGUUGUUGGAACACCGUACUGGAUGGCCCCUGAGGUCAUUGAAAUGUCGGGGGUUUGUGCUGCAUCUGACAUUUGGAGUGUUGGUUGCACGGUGAUUGAGCUUCUCACAUGUGUACCACCUUACUAUGAUCUCCAGCCAAUGCCCGCUCUCUUUCGGAUUGUGCAGGAUGAGCAUCCUCCAAUUCCCGAUAGUCUAUCUCCUGCUAUUACUGAUUUCUUGCGUCAGUGCUUUAAGAAGGAUGCUAGGCACAGGCCAGAUGCAAAGACAUUACUUUCACAUCCUUGGAUACAGAACUCAAGACGGGCUUUGCAGACCUCUCUCCGCCAUAGUGGAACACUAAAAAACAUCGACGAAGUUGCAUCUGGUGAUGCAGAAAGAUUAAACAAAGAUGGGCAAGGGGAUAAAAUUGAAACUUCUUCUGAGAAAGAAUCCAAAGCAGCUUUACUAUCAAAGGUUACUUCAGGGACCAGCAAGUCUCUUGAGGAGGAUAAUCCUACUGUUGAUCUUGUUGAGGAAAAAAUUCGUAACUUUGAGGAUGAGAUGACAUCAGAUCAAAUUCCCACAUUUGCUCUCUAUGAAAACUCUCAAACACAAAGUUCCGUUAGACUUGGGGAUAAUAGCGAGGCAUCAGUCUCCAAUUUGUUGGAAUAUGAGUCGUCCAACUUAGAUCAACAGAACAGAGCAAUGGUAAAUGGUGAGCUGGAAUCUCCCAAGUCUAGAAGGAAAAUUGCUGUAGCUAGAAAAGAUGAAGGAAGGGGCAGUUCUGUUCCUGUCGAGCAAUUUGAUUUUGGGCCAAGGAGCCAAGAUUAUGGCCCUCAGAAGGCUAUGAAGUCAUCAACAGUUUCAAGUGGAAAUGAGCUGAGUAGAUUUAGUGACACUCCUCGUGAUGCUUCUUUAGAUGACUUAUUUCCACCGGAGGAUAGGGUAGGUAAAGCCUCUACUUCUGUAACCUCGUCACACGUAAAUGGACGCAAUGCUGCCUCUGACAGCGGAAAUAGUGAUCUGGCGACAAAGUUAAGAGCAACGAUUGCUCAAAAGCAAAUGGAGAAUGAAUCAACACGGGCAAAUGGUGGUGACUUACUUCGUAUAAUGAUGGAUGUUUUAAAUGAAGAUGCAAUUGAUAUCGAUGCUUUGGGGUUUGAUGAUAAAUUGCCUGCAGAAAAUCUCUUUCACCUUCAGGCUGUUGAAUUUAGCAAAUUAGUGUCAUCAUUGAGACCAGAUGAACGAGAAGAUGUCAUUGUAUCUUCUUGUCAAAAGUUGACUGCUUUCUUUCAGCAACGGCCGGAGCAGAAAAUUGUUUUCAUCACGCAACAUGGUUUGCUUCCUCUAAUGGAAUUACUUGAGGUUCCACAAACUCGUGUCAUUUGUUCAGUGCUGCAAGUUCUGAACCAGAUAAUCAAAGAUAAUACCGACUUUCUGGAGAAUGCUUGUCUUGUCGGUCUAAUCCCUGUUGUGAUGAGCUUUGCCAUGCCUGACCGUCCCCGGGAGGUUCGCAUGGAAGCAGCUUUCUUUUUGCAGCAGCUCUGCCAAUCAAGCUCAUUGACAUUGCAGAUGUUUAUCGCUUGUCGUGGCAUACCAAUCCUGGUGGGCUUUCUGGAGGCUGAUUCUGCAAAGUACAGGGAAAUGGUUCAUAUUGCUAUUGAUGGCAUGUGGCAGAUUUUCAAGCUUCAGAGGUCCACCUCAAGAAAUGACUUCUGUCGUAUUGCUGCCAAGAAUGGGAUAUUACUUAGACUUAUCAAUACUCUUUAUAGCUUGAACGAGGCAACACGUAUGGCUUCCAUAGCUGGUGGUGGUGGGUUCCCUGCAGAUGGGCUAGUACCACGACCACGAUCUGGUCCUCUUGAUUCUAGCAGUCCUUCCUUUGUGCAGACGGAUACACCAUUUUACGGAAUUGACCGGCCCGAUCAUCUUAAAAUGAAACGAGAUCAUGUAUCACUACCAGGAGUGCAAGAACCUUCACGAACAUCAGUAUCACAUUCACCUGAUUCACGAUUCUUUGCUCCAGAUGCUGAUAGACCUCAGUCAAAUAUUGCUAAUGUGGAGGCUUCUGGUGCUUCAAAAUUACCAGAUUCUGCAGCUACUGCUACUCAACAAGAGAAUGUUCGACCGCUUCUCAGUUUGUUGGAUAAGGAGCCUCCAUCACGCCAUUUCUCCGGUCAGCUUGAGUAUGUACGUCAUCUUACUGGGUUGGAGAAGCAUGAAUCUAUACUACCUCUUUUACAUGCAUCUGGUGACAAGAAAACAAAUGGGCUGGACUUUUUGAUGGCUGAAUUUGCAGAGGUAUCUGGGCGAGGGAGGGAAAACUCUAACAUGGAGUCAUUACCUAGAAGUUCACCUAAAACUGCGAAUAAGAAGUUGGGAUCCCUGACAUCUAAUGGCGGAAUUGCUUCCACAUCUGGACUUGCAUCUCAGACAGCAUCAGGUGUGUUGUCUGGUUCUGGAGUUUUAAAUGCUAGACCAGGAAGUGCAACGUCAUCUGGGUUACUAUCCCACAUGGUAUCAUCUUGGAAUGUUGAUGUAGCUCGGGAAUAUCUGGAAAAGAUGUUCAAUAAGAUAGAGCCUCCAAUUCUUUUAAAGUUGUUGAAGUGUAUUCAUCAUCUGUCCACUGAUCCUCAUUGCUUAGAAAAUCUUCAACGAGCAGAUGCAAUAAAGUAUUUGAUCCCUAACCUCGAUCUCAAAGAGGGUGACCUUGUAUCCCAAAUACAUCAUGAGGUUCUCCAUGCAUUGUUCAAUUUGUGCAAGAUUAACAAGCGGAGACAGGAACAAGCAGCUGAAAAUGGAAUUAUUCCACACUUGAUGCAAUUUAUCAUGUCAGAUUCUCCAUUGAAACAAUAUGCAUUACCGCUGCUAUGUGAUAUGGCCCAUGCGUCACGUAAUUCAAGGGAGCAAUUACGGGCUCAUGGAGGACUUGAUGUGUACCUUAGCCUUCUUGUAGACGAGUUUUGGUCUGUGACGGCAUUAGAUUCAAUAGCUGUAUGCUUGGCCCAUGACAAUGAGAACAAGAAAGUGGAGCAAGCUUUGUCGAAAAAGGAUGCCGUACAGAAACUGGUUAAGUUCUUCCAGUGCUGUCCAGAGCAGCACUUCUUGCACAUACUGGAGCCUUUCUUGAAAAUUAUCACGAAAUCAUCUCGAAUAAAUACCACUCUUGCAGUUAACGGUUUGACGCCACUCCUAAUUUCAAGACUUGACCAUCCACAUGCUAUAGCUCGCCUGAAUUUGCUUAAACUAAUUAAGGCUGUUUAUGAGCACCACCCUCGUCCAAAGCAACUGAUCGUAGAGAAUGAUUUACCUCAGAAGCUUCAAAAUUUGAUCGAGGAGCGAAGAGAUGGGCAGAGUUCUGGUGGCCAAGUCCUGGUAAAACAAAUGGCUACUUCAUUACUCAAAGCACUUCAUAUCAACACAGUUUUGUAA